Molecule: messenger RNA, 3513 nt
Organism: Talaromyces amestolkiae
Lineage: Eukaryota; Fungi; Ascomycota; Eurotiomycetes; Eurotiales; Trichocomaceae
Exons: 3
Coding region: 1-3513 (1170 amino acids)
Cellular component (GO): membrane
Molecular function (GO): fatty acid elongase activity; protein binding
Source: RefSeq, a predicted model, not a curated record
AUGUACUGGUACUACUUCCAGAGCACGCGCGGUGUCCGUGUCUGGUGGAAAGAAUGGGUCACUCGGCUACAAGUGAUUCAGUUCAUGAUCGACCUUGGAUUCGUCUAUUUUGCGUCCUAUACAUAUUUCGCCUCGACAUAUUUUCCCUGGAUGCCCCAUAUGGGUUCGUGUGCAGGCGAGGAGUUCGCGGCUUUGAUUGGCAUUGGCGUUCUGACUUCAUAUCUCGUGCUGUUUCUUGGAUUCUACUUUGCGACGUAUAGAAAAGAAGUGAAGCCGCGUAGUUCACGUGGAACUCUUCGUCCUAUGUCUGAAGCUGAAGCUAUUACCUCUAGCGGUGUCGAAGCUACUAAGCUUACAAGGGGCAAUCUCUCGAUGAGAGCUCGGGAGAUCUUUUGGUUUUCUGUGUUGGAAUCACCGACCGUCGCCUCGGCAGCCCAUGUAGACCGCCAGACGAUUGCGAGGAUGGAUCUGGACACGAAGGAGCACAGGAACGAUAACGGUACCUCGAAUCAUGAAGAAAGGACUGUGCAGGAGUCAAGUGCUUUUAAUCACUUGCCCCUCGACGUCAUCCGGAAGAUCCUCUACACAGUCGAUGCCAACACGUUCGCCUCCCUCGCCGCCUUGAACGAGCAAUGGAGGCAAGCGUCAAAUGAUGCCGAACUCUAUGCACACCACCUUGCCCGAUGCCCCUUAUACGCAGCAUAUAAUGGUACCAAUACUGUAUUGACGGAUACACAGAACCUCGGCUGGUUGAAGCGGGUGUUCAGCCGAGAGAUCAGAAAGAACGCAUUUCAAAUCUUUCUACGUCCGCGCAAAACUUUGGUGACAUUAAUAUCAAGCUCGGUUGGAUCGUCAGCAGCACUGCCAACAGGCGAGGCGAUAAAGUUCGAGUUUUCUACAAACGGUCGCAUUCUGCUUUGCCUCAGCUCUUCUCGUAUUUUCGUUCUAGAUCUGACUGCAUCAGAGAUCAAAGUGUUAUAUGAAUUGAAGACUUCGCGCAUGCCUCUGGCUGCUACGAUCCUUGAUGAUGGUCGUGUUCUCGCCGUUGUCUCACAUCGCCACCAGGUCAACAUCUAUCAUUUGUCUAAAGAUGAAGCGAAACAUGUCCAAGUAUUGACGUUGAACGAUGUUCCGCGGGCUCUCGCUCUUGCGCCGAACGGGAGUGUACUUGGCAUUGCAUAUGACGGGAGCAUAGAAGUACACGCGUUGGGUGAAGAUGUGAUACCGACUCAGUGUCGAGCUGUUCGCUGCGGGAGGAUUGAUACUCUAUCGUUUUCCCCAGAUGGGUCUAUGCUCCUUGGUUCAUCCCUAGACUGUCCUGAUGUCGGCUUUGCCACUAUUACAGCACCGUUUCCAGCCGACUCAAUGGCUGAUUUGAGUAGCCAAGAGGCUCAUAUGUGGACCACGCAGAUAUUAUUUCCCGAUAUAGUACCUGGCUACAGUUAUGUAACAUUGUUACCAAGUCGAAUCAGCGGUGAUGACGACUGGAUAAUGGGUUUUGACAAUAGCCUCAAGAGUUUCCGAGCGGUUCGGCCGAAGGAGCCCAGAAUCGGUUCGACCUAUUUUCCAGGACCGGCUCCCCAAGACGGCACAGAGGAGUUUAUGCCUUCGCUGAGCCCUGCCGUUGACCCAAAGGGUGAACUCGUUGCCCUGGCGUUCCGUGGUGGUGGCCUGUUUCUAUAUGGGCUUCCGGACGAUCUCAAUGCAACGCCAAUAGAGUUUAACGAUACCAGUAUUUUGACGAACUCAACCUCUGAAACCUCCGGAGCCGUCGUCAAAGGGCCUGGAAAAGGGUUUGACCAGCCAUCGCUAUUCAUUGGAGGCCGAAAGGUAGCUGAUAUUCCUGGAUUGACUGCCGCUCGCUGGGUAGGUCGAGGACGUUCUGAAAAAUUUGAUGUGUUUUGCCGACAAAGACUGGUCGCAGUCGCGCCAGGCGGUGUCACUUCUUCUUCGCUCGGGGAUGAGACCAUACCGGUGGAUGGAGGAAGAAUAUCGAUAUUUGAUUUCCGAACAUCAAUAGAAGAUGGCGAGACAGUCGAACUGACGAUUGAGCUUGGAGUGGAAGUGCCACUAGUACUUCGAGAACCCGAUGCAAAUCUUGAACAAGAAGUGGAGCUCGAGAGACGAAGAACUCAGCUGCGUCGUGGUGUGAGCAAUGCACCAAGAUCAGAGGUAAGGAACUCGCUUAUCAUUCCUGUUCCUCCGAUACCAGACAUGUCAAGCCAAAGAAGUCAAUCGUCGGUCUCUCCAACCUUGGGUCCCGAAGUUGGCGACGUUACAUUGUUUUUGGAAGGCCCGUACAGCAAUACCGCUCCUCGUUCUCGAGAUACUCUACAGCGUGCAGCAACUGCAGCAGCUAGCAAUCGGCGACCUCAGCAUGUGGUUCGGGAACCGGAACGCCCUAGGGUACCUGUCCUGCAUAUUCCUCAUGAGAGCGAUGCAGACAACUGGGUACCGCCUCCGCCACCUUAUACACGGAAUCCUGACCAACCACUUCCUGAGCAUCUUAGACAACUGCUACUUCCUACAAUGACAGCCCCUCCUGGUGGUGCUAUGGAGCUGCUACCUCAGCAACCGAGGAGAGCGAGUACGAACGAGGUUGAUCGUGCCGAAGGAGCUGGUUCCGGUGGCAGCUCUGGUAUACUUUCGAGACGUUGGAGUACGCGUAGGCGUACCGUCGAUGCAAGCGAAGAUGCUACUAGUAGGGCUCGUUUGAACUUCAGGCCACUGUCUUUCCAUAGAGCGGUAGCUUCUUCAAGCGGGCAUCCGCAACCUCCAGCCACCCAGGAUCAAAUCCAUCCGCCUGAGCGGUCGAAUCAACCUGCAGCGUCUGGGGAGAGCGAGAGAAACAGACAAUCUUCUACAAUGCAACGUCAGGUAUUGCGAGAAUCAACCGAUAGCGGGAGUCGAGCAGCACCUCCGGCAGUUCUCAAAAAGCAACCCAGAAACAGCAGACUAUUCGGUACAUUUCGAAAAGCAACUAGCCACGGCUCAGUAGCCAGCCAAUCUAACACCGAUGAUCAACAGCAAUACCUACAACCUCCUGGCUCAAGAAGAAACAAAUCGAUUAUGCGCAAUGGCAGAUUCUCACGAUCAUCGCCAAACCUCGCCUUUGGCGGCAACGGGGCAAUAAAUCGCAUGUCUACUAUAUAUAGCAAUGCAUCUCGAUCCGCAGACCAUCAAAAUGGCGGCGUGCACCGGACCCGGUCUCGAUCUGAAGCUGCACAACUACCUCCUGCGCCACUAACGGAGGAAGCUCUACAACACGCUCUCGAAUUGCAGCAUGCCUCAGACGGAAGACGAUUACAAACACAAUCGGUACCUAUGCAUACCGAGCCAUUACCGGUACAGCAGCAACCACCACAAAACCCAGCAGCACCCGAGACAGACUGGCAACAACCGAACCCACUCGAAUCUGAAGACUGGCGCGCACGAAUAGAAGCAUGGAACAUGAAUACAAUCAAUGAAAGAAGGAAAAGCAAAAGCAAAAAUGCGCGAUGCAUCGUCAUGUAA